GGGCCUGCCCCCAGUUCCCUUCCCAUUCUCAUUCCCAGUUUCAGUCACAACACACACAUCGACACCCACAGCCAUUACAACAAUAGCAACAGCUUUGACAUGCAUUAUGACAAUUUCACCGAACUGGCAGCUCACAAUGAUACAAGGAUACUGCGACGAGGGAAACGCUACCUGGAAUUUAGCAAGGGGUCGCGUAUGUCGUGGCGUACAAAUGGCAAGAACACUAUCCUCAAAAUCAAUACACUCUUCGCCUAUGGUUAUGGCUUUCGUGCCAAUUAUCCGUUUCCUGACGCGAAGGAUCAGCGUAAGAGCAACCGCGUCUUUUUCAAACGCGAUUUGUUUUCCAAACUGGAAACGGCUUUAGACGGACAUGGCUUUGAUGGACGUGCCUGUUUGUUGAAAUCAUUCUGUACGGCUAUUUUGGAUGUGGAUAAGCCCCAGCAGAAGAGCGGAAUGCUGUUCAAGUUGCUUAAACUAAUAUUUAGCCUCGAGGAUCACGAGAAACAUCAUAUGCCCUAUUUGAGAGAAGAGAACUGCCAGCAGAUCUUACACAGCCACUGUCCGCUGAGCUUUGACAGCAUUUCACCAUAUACUGAUGAUGUCUGA
Messenger RNA from Drosophila grimshawi, 606 nucleotides. RefSeq lists its product as uncharacterized. Bases 100 to 606 code for a protein of 168 amino acids. Lineage: Eukaryota; Metazoa; Arthropoda; Insecta; Diptera; Drosophilidae. The transcript has 4 exons. The record is from RefSeq and is a predicted model, not a curated record.